Molecule: messenger RNA, 932 nt
Organism: Folsomia candida
Lineage: Eukaryota; Metazoa; Arthropoda; Collembola; Entomobryomorpha; Isotomidae
Product: deoxyuridine 5'-triphosphate nucleotidohydrolase-like
Exons: 5
Coding region: 155-817 (220 amino acids)
Biological process (GO): dUTP catabolic process; dUMP biosynthetic process
Molecular function (GO): magnesium ion binding; dUTP diphosphatase activity
Source: RefSeq, a predicted model, not a curated record
GAAAGCAAUUUGGUCGGACGACUCGGAAUCGGACCGAUCCCCGAGAAGAGACGCCAAGAACAAGACGACCCACAAGGGCAGAAAGGAAGCCGAGAAGAAACAUAAGGAUAGCGACCGUAGACGAGAAGAAGUUAAGGAUGCGGAAAAGAAGCCCAUGAAAAAGUCUAACGAAGGACCUAGGCAGGGAUCGGGAUCUGGAACUAAGCGAAAAGCUGGCGACGACGAUAAGAAGCCUGCGAAGAGGAUCGUGAAGGACCUAGUCAAGUCGGCCGUGAAGGACGCUAAGCGGAAGACAUCCAAGAAGGAUCCCCAGCCUCACUUCAGCGGCGGAGGAGCAGGUGAACAGCCAGUUGACGGACUUAUCUUUGUUCGUCGUCAUAGACGGGCAAUGUUUCCGAGGAAGGCUACGCCUGGAUCAGCAGCAUAUGACCUAUUUUCUCAAAACUCUGGCGAAAUCAGUGGUGGCGGUGUUGGUGUGGUGGAGACGGGGAUCCAAGUUAUACUGCCCCUCAACCACUUUGGUUUGAUUAAGGGGAGGUCAGGAUUGGCCGCAGCAACAAUGAUAUCCACAGCAGGUGGCAUAAUCGACCAUGAUUAUACUGGGACGAUGAAGAUUAUCUUGCACAACAACUCGAGCGAAAACUUCGCUUACAAAGCGGCGUCACGCCUCGGGCAGCUUGCAGUAAUCCCAAUGUACCACGGACCAGUGCGAUACGUUGAAGGAACUAAGAAAGACGAAGAACACGGCGUUCAAAGAAGUGAGUUCUUAUCCCGCGAGCCGCGCGGUGAUAAGGGAUUCGGUUCGACUGAACAAUAACGCGUUUUUGGCAUUGUUCAUCACUUCACAUAUAUCACUUCCAACUUGCUAACAAUUUUUCAUUUAAACUGUUUUGAAUUAGUUAAUUAAUUAAUAAAUUAACUUUUUAACCGUC